This is a messenger RNA of Achroia grisella, 4698 nucleotides long. RefSeq names its product cilia- and flagella-associated protein 43. Gene Ontology annotation, biological process: cilium assembly. The record is from RefSeq and is a predicted model, not a curated record. The transcript is spliced from 30 exons. Lineage: Eukaryota; Metazoa; Arthropoda; Insecta; Lepidoptera; Pyralidae. Gene Ontology annotation, cellular component: axoneme. Bases 15 to 4688 code for a protein of 1557 amino acids.
GAUUGGAUUUCACGAUGUUCAUAGGCCGAGAUGUGGUCGCUGUAGCACAUGAUAUCUAUAUAAUAUUCUUCAAUUUUAAGACCAAUUCUGAGCUGGUGUAUGUAGCCAAUAACCAUAAAUCUGGCGACGGUGUAGAUGUAAUUGCAGGUCAUAAAUCGCAGAUGUUUGCGUUCACUGAGAAAACGAAAAAUGCGAGAAUAUUCAUUGUGACAUAUCCAAGUUUCGUCAUUCUAUCAGAACUGCGUGACGCGGACGUGAAUCGUUACAAAGGUCUGUGCAUGAUGGAAUGUGACCUAAUAGCGGGUUUCAGCGGGUUCCCUAAUUACCUGAUCUCUGUAUGGAGUUGGCGGACUCGCCAGCGACUAGUCUCCGUGCCUACGGGCGUGAUGAGGCGUGGUCAGAUCUACACGGCGAGUCGCACGCAUAUGCUAGUGUGCGAGUGUUGGGGCGAAGGUUUGAUUGUGUGGGAGGUGGCGCAGUGCUACAAGAAAUGCUUCAUCAUGAAGAGGGUCAAAGAAGAGAAAGCUAGCUGGAACGAAUCGCUGCCGCCUCUAGUGGGUGUCUGUUGGAACAGCGAGGGGCAGCUGUAUGCAAUCGACCCUGAGGCUAACUUGUACAGCGUGCUUUCUGAUGGCAUCGGUAUGGUUAUAAACCUAGAGUGGUCAGAAGAACUAAUGGGCAAUGCGAGUCCCUGCAUAUGCUCCUUCGGCUGUGGCCUGCUUAUUUAUGGUCCUGAUAACUGUUUGAGGUCGUUAAAGAAAAUGGAUACGAAAUGGCAAGUAGUGUGGAAAUAUAUACCUCAAGAAGCAGUGGUACGGCUGGUUUCCAAUGCGACAUCAGACGCCGCCGCCAUGUGGACAGUCAACGGAUUCAUUUACAAAAUUACUGGAGAGUCAGAGGAGAAAAUUGAUGUCAAACUGUUCACAAUCAAGCAGAGGAACGUCAUGAAGAUCCAAUUAAUUUCGCCGGAUUGUAAACACAUCGCUAUGAUCAAUGACAAAGGAAUACUUUGUAUUUAUGAAGUGGACUCAGCCAAAUUGGUAUCAAUGAAAUAUAUAGAAGGCGAGGAUAUAUCUUUCGAAGCCAGUCCCGUUGAACCUAUUCUAGUAGUGUACGGCGAGGUUGGUCAGAACUAUGGAAUGGCUCUACUGAAGUUCACUCCUGAAGAAGGACUGCAGAAAGUUGGCAGUAUGUGCCUGACGCAUCAGAUCGUGUCCCUCGUAGUGUUCUCACCCACUGGAAGAGAACUGACCGCGGCUGCCAUGUCUGCUGGACACUUAUUUAUUAUGAAGCUAUCAGAAGAUUACAAAUUAACUCUGGUGCGUUACGCGGAGUUGGGCCGGGGCCUCGCCGACUCCUUCCUCAUGAAGGUUGGGGAUUCAAUGCGCUCUUUCAGUCUUGUGCUCUUCUCCGACAAAUACGCUAUUGGUGAGCGUAUAAUCUGUAUCAACGCGGAAACGGGUAAGGAUAAUAAAUUCGCGGGGAAAAUGCAGGGUCCAUACGCGCGGCUGCUGCCACUGGCGUGCAAGGAUACCAUGCUGGGCAUCCCGCAUAUCUCCAAGCAGUUCCACGUGCUCAAGUUGUCCGGUGACAAAGGCAUUACGGUGUCAGUGAAGAUGGGUUCGAUCAUCGACUCCGGGCAUGAUAUGAAGCAGUUCGGUGGAUUCUUCAACAUGGCAGCAUUGUUAACGUACGGGUACGAUGGCACGGUCAUCAUGAGGCAACCAGACGGGCCGGUGGAGUACGAUUGCAAACUGAUCGUAACUCACCGCUACGAGACCGGCAUCAGACAAGCCGUGACAGACAGCGAGAGGUCUUACAUCGCUCACUUGGCCGGCAACCGCACCAUAGCGCUCUUGCAGUUGCAUGACCGUGGUGAUCCUGAACCCCUACAUGAACCCUUAAAGGAAACUAUCUAUGAACGUAGCGUGAACCUGAUUUCCAUCAUCGACCAAGGAGACAAGACGUAUUUAGAACUGCAAGAGGAAAAGAAAGUCCAUGAAGAAGCAAUGGACUACAAGCGUCAACGUGAAGAGGUGGUGCGAUCGUUCGAAGCGGUACAGGCCCGGCUCGUCGCGUUACUGGAUGAGAAUCUGUUGGAGCCGCCUCUACACCAGCUCUCGCUGGCAGAGUUCAACCUGCACCUUGAGCACAAGAAGGAGAGGCUAAAGCAGGCGGAGCGUGAACGCGAAGAUAUCCGCCUCCAGACGGAGGCUCGCAUCCGCGCCCAGGACAAGGUGACAGCGUGGAUAAAGCGGACAUGCUGGGACACCAUGCUGACGCCCAGGAUUAAACUAUUUGCCAUAUUCAGCCAUUACCAGGUGGAGAACUAUGCUGUGCUGCCAACUCAGCGCGAUCUCUGGCCGGAGCUACAGCAGACGGAAGCUUUGCGUAUGAUAGAGAUGGAGAAGGAUUCAGGAGUCUUUCGUCCCUGGGAGGAAAUCGUGGACAAGGAAAGCGCUGAGAAGAGUCAAACUAUACUGCCGGAAACUUCUGUAAUAUCGGUGAAGGAGACACGGAAGAGUACAGACAGCCAGAUGGGAGAGCGUGUGGAGGAGAAGGAACCGGAGGAAGUGGUAGGGCAACCUCACGUGCUGAGCGGCACCAGCGCACACAAGUUCGUGCAGUUACCAACCUACAUGAUACCGCAGACGCUGUCCUUUAGCUUCCUCCAUAUGAACUGGUUGCAGAAUAUUGUCAAGUUAAAUGUACAGAAUAUGAGGCUGUGGUUCAACAAGCAAUUUGAUGAUCUGAUGAACCUCAAACGACGGGAGGUGAGUCUCGUCGAAGAGCGGAAUUCGAGGCUGCGUUUCAUCAUAGAAGAGUUGAACAAACUGUCAGAUCUACGAGGUAGUUUCCAUCACUUGGUCAUAGAGAUCAAAGAUCCAAUUUGGCGGCAGGAGGAACUACCGCAGCGUCUGAUUAAAGUCGACCCGGACGAAUGCAGCAUUGAGCCAUACAUCAGCCCCAGUCAGAUCGUGAUCCCGCCACCAGAGCCGAAGCCGAAGGACGACUUCCGUGAACGCGCACUCAUUGAGAUGAUGGACGGCGUACUCGAGAAGCUAUGGCACGAGGAAAUUAAGAAACCGAUACCGAUGCCUCAGUGCAUGUUGGAGAAAAAUCCAGAGCAUUUCAACGAGGACGACUUGAGGCUAGUGUUCGACUACGAGGAAAAAGUAGCGUUCCGUAACGAAGAGCGUGAUAAGUACCGUAAGAUGCUGCACGCGGAGUACGCCAAGCUCUCUCAGGUGCUCGACGAGGGAAUCGUCAAAUUCAACCAGAAGGUAAAAGAAAUGUGGCUGACGAAACUUCAAGUAGACUCUGUUAUUGGACAAGAAAAUCUGAAUCUGAUGCGUUUGCGCCGAACUAACUUGGACCGAGUGGAGAUGGCUGAACAAUUAGAGGACAUGCGUGAGCAAAUAUCCCGCUUGGAGGCAGAAAUAGAGGUAUUCCAGAAAGAGGCAAACAGUGCAGCUGUACAGGCAGAGGAAUGUCAGACGACGUACGAUGCGCUCGCGCAGAAGGACAAGUACAUGGAGCGUACAUUCAAGAACCACUUCGCAGAUCUCUCGCCGAUUAUCGUCGAUCAAUGCUACAAAUUCUACAAGAAACGACCGAAGUGGCACCAGCGCGCGUCGCAUACCCCGGUCGUGCUGUAUGAACUGGCCGGCGCGGUGCUAGCUGCUACUCGGCCCCAGCUACUGCAUGCUGACUGUCUCGACUACUAUAAAGGGGUAGAACAACUGGAUCAAAUCAGCAACAUGCCGCCGGUGAUGGACGAGGGCCUGUGGGCCACCAUGUGCAAGCUGCGUCGUACCAAGAUUGAGAAUGAGAUACGUAUGCGGGCCGUAGUGCAAGAGAUAGCAUACGUAGAUAGUAUGAGCAACGGAUGGAACAAAGCGAUAGCAGCGCGGCGGAGCAUGUUGGCGAACAUUCACGAACGCAUACUUCAGCACCGCGAGAAGACGGAACUUGCCGCCAGGAAUAAGACCAUACAGCUGGUGCUGCCUGCGGGGCAAGUGGAAAUAAUAACUACCGGCCACAUUGAGGAUUUUGAAGAUGCCACGCUCAUACUGCGCGAAGAUAUCGAGAAGAUCAAUAAUGUUAUUUUGAAAGUGGGUGAAAUGAAGUUGCGCAUGAUGCGCAAACAGGUGGAGUUCAGGAAGGGCAUCCUCAGCAAGGAGUGGGAGCACGCGCAGACAAAGAUGAAGCUGCGUCACAUGGAGCAAGAGUUGCAGUCAUACAAACGGCUCAAGAUUCCGAAGGAACUACAAUCAUAUCUGAAGAACAAAGAGCUGGGCUACACAGAUGAGCAAGAUUAUGUGCGCAUGGAAAAAGAAAUGGAGGCUUCGAAGGUGUCAGUCAACAAGAUGCUUACUGAGCAAAUACAUCAAGUUGAAGAAUUAGAGCUGAAAAUUAGCUCAAUAGAAGCCAAGUCAUCGCAGCUGGAGAACAUGAUCGCAUCGCUCAAUGUGAAAGUGUCCGAGAAGCGACUCAACGAGGACCCCCUAGAGCCGAUACGCAUACGCAAGGCCUUUAAACGAAGAAUGGAAACACUGGUGAUGCGGAGUCAGCUAGUGCGCGAUGUUCAAGCGAACCACACUAGCAUCGUGCUACUGCAGACAGAGCUGGAACUACUGCGGCUUAAGACGUAUCCCACGCUGGCCAGUUUCCGCACCAUUUGCUAAUUUUGUAUGC